AAUACUAUAUAUUAAGACACUUCAAGAUCUUCCUACAAAGAUCAAAAAUAAUAGAUAUAAUAUAAAGAACUUCAAUCAAUCAAAGAAGAACCAAGAAACACAGCUCCAGGGAAUAUAGACUUCAAAAGUCUAAAACCCUAUAAAAGAAGAAGAAGAAGAAGAAGAAGUUACUGCCAUUCAUGGACUUUGAGGUAAGAGACGAUACUGUUAACAGUCAGUACGAGCUCGUGCUAAUCUUAAAAGUGAAAACUUAUGAACUCGACUUUUGAACUAGAUCCAGGCGAUCUGCCUGAUAAAAACAAAGGUAUGAAAAACGAUCACCAGAAAAACAGCAGACCAAGAGAUAGUGACAGCGAAGAUUACCCAUACUCCAAACAGGCCCGCAACGAAGAAACCGGCAGACAGAACACGGAACCACAACUUCACGCAUCAGAAACGCAAGUGCUGAUCUCUCAUCAACUAAGAAGUACUACAUAUUAAGACACACCAAAAUAUUCCUGAGGAAAACAAAACUAACAGAGAUAAUAUAAGAAAAGGGAAAAGAAGAAAAAUAGAUCCAGGGGAUAUAGACUAUACAAGAGUCUAAAACCCUAUAAAAGAAGAAAGAAGAAGAAGAUUAACUACUGCCUUAUCUAUGAUUGUAGCGAGAAUGAAAGUCCUAAUGGCUUAAAAGGGAGAAAAGAAGGAGUUAAUUCACCGAUGUUUUACCGAAGUUUUGAAUAACUGUAAAAUUACAUAAUAAUAGCCAUGAUGAAGUCAAUAAAGUACAGUUUGUUUAUUUUGAAUCGGAGCUGGAGUUUCAUGUCAAGAUCUUAUGAAGUGUUGCAUUUAUCAAGAAAAGGGAUUUCUUCAUCUUCUACAAGAGAGAGGGUCUCCAAAGUUCCGCAGCAGCCUGUGACCACAUCCAUCAAGGAGAAGGAGCUCCCCCCAAAGACCAAUGUAGACCUGAAGUUAGUGCAGCUUCUGGAAAAACUCUCGCUUGUGGACUUUGCCAAUAAGGAGGGUGUGGCCAGACUUGAAGCUGCUAUAGAUUUAGCUGACAAAUUGAGUGUGGUUGAUACUGAUGGUGUGGAACCUAUGAUCACUGUACUGGAGGACAGGUCCCUUCCUCUUGCGGAUGAUGAGGUAACUACAGGUGACAUGAGUGAAGAGCUGUUAGGUUGUGCAGUAAAGACCCUCGAAGAUUAUUUUGUCGUUCCUCCAGGCAACAUUGACUUUGCUCAAGACGAAGAAUAUUACCAUAAACUUGGGGAGAAUAAAGAGAAGAAAGCAGUAUAGGAUCCUUAUGGACAUUUUUAUGGAAUAUGUAUAGUGUAUGAAUAUAUUGUAAAUAAUGAUUUGUAGAAAAUUUUC
Messenger RNA from Penaeus monodon (black tiger shrimp), 1353 nucleotides. It is a transcript of the gene GatC, whose product is annotated as glutamyl-tRNA(Gln) amidotransferase subunit C, mitochondrial-like. Lineage: Eukaryota; Metazoa; Arthropoda; Malacostraca; Decapoda; Penaeidae. The record is from RefSeq and is a predicted model, not a curated record. Gene Ontology annotation, cellular component: glutamyl-tRNA(Gln) amidotransferase complex; mitochondrion. Gene Ontology annotation, biological process: regulation of translational fidelity; glutaminyl-tRNAGln biosynthesis via transamidation; mitochondrial translation. The transcript has 6 exons. Gene Ontology annotation, molecular function: glutaminyl-tRNA synthase (glutamine-hydrolyzing) activity. The coding region runs from base 748 to 1278 and encodes 176 amino acids.